Messenger RNA from Stereum hirsutum FP-91666 SS1, 2022 nucleotides. RefSeq lists its product as uncharacterized. Gene Ontology annotation, cellular component: plasma membrane. Bases 1 to 2022 code for a protein of 673 amino acids. The record is from RefSeq and is a predicted model, not a curated record. The transcript has 13 exons. Gene Ontology annotation, molecular function: high-affinity potassium ion transmembrane transporter activity. Gene Ontology annotation, biological process: intracellular potassium ion homeostasis; potassium ion import across plasma membrane. Lineage: Eukaryota; Fungi; Basidiomycota; Agaricomycetes; Russulales; Stereaceae.
AUGUUCACUGUCCCCUUCAAAAACCAUUUGAAUUUCUUCCGCAUUCAUCUUGUUUACUUCACUUUCUCCCCACUGAUCUUCUCCGCGAUAUUCUAUGCGAGCAAUGGAGAGUACCACAUCAGCUACAUCGACGCACUCUUCAACAGCGUCAGCGCCAUGACCGUCUGUGGGCUUGCGACGGUGGACCUCUCUAGCUUGACGGGAUGGCAGCAGACCAUUCUCUUCGUUCAGAUGUGUUUGGGGAAUCCGGUUAUCAUCUCGUGGGUCGUGGUAUACGUUCGAAGACGCAUGUUCAAAGAACAGUGCGAAGAUAUCGUGCGGAACGCGGCUCGCCGUGUCGCUGUCGAAGAGCCUGGUCAACUCGUCGAAGUCCCGACGUCCUUCCGAACUCGUAUAUUGGACUUCUUGCUUCGUCGUCGGAGCGUCAGUACGAUCGCAGAGAACGAAAGUGGAAACAUUACUCCGACAACGGCUAGCAUGAAAGGAAGCAGGUCCAGAGGUGGAGAGACCCCUCGCCUUCGUCCGGACAUGAUUCGGAGAAUCGAUGAUGCACCCAAGUUGGUAAACCCGAGUGGAUGGAUUAGCGAAGGACGCACGGAUCCUCUCAAAGUCAUACCUGUUGAGCCAGAGCCAGAGCAGAAUGAGACAACUCGGCACUUAUCGUUCGCAGGUAAUGGGGAUCCAGUGGUCGUUGGCCCAGACGAGAACGACGGAUCCCACCGGAUUGACGAUCAGAACCCUACCAGCGUAUCUACGACCAUUGCUCGCUCAGGGAUCAUGCCUCGUACACAAACCGUCGAGUUCGCUCCCACUCCUCGACGGCACCGGACGACAGCCAUCGAGGACAAUCACGAAAACCUCACUCGCCGGCCUACCAUCGAUACAAUUGCGUCUGAAAGCCAAGGCUCUCAAAGAGGCACCGUACGGCGAUAUCCCACGCUCGAUCGCACUGGGACCAUGCACACAUCCGCGAGUGUCCGUGCCAAACAAACCGGCUUUGGUGGUUUUCCUUGGCCACACGAAAUAAUCUCAAGCCUCCUAAAACAUUUCUUUCCUGACGCCAAUCGUCGCCUUAACCGCACACUUACCAUGCCUCGGACAAUGACUGUAACAUCGCAGCGUCAACCCGGUGUGACGGCUAGAGUCGUGCCGUACAUCUCCUUCGAUGCUGUCGUCGGGCGCAACUCUGUGUUCCAUUCACUCACGAAUGAACAAUUGGAGGAGCUCGGUGGCGUCGAGUAUCGCGCCUUGACCGCUUUGUUAUGGAUCGUCGCCGGCUAUCACAUAUUAGUCCAGACCCUGGCGUUGACAAUCAUAGGUCCCUACAUGACUCUACACAAAUGGCGGGAAGCUUUGUCUCCCCCAGAUCAGCAUAGAUUUGUCCCACCUGGAUGGUUCUCCGCCUUCCAAGUCGUCUCAGCCUACACAAACACAGGCAUGUCAUUAUGCGACAAAUCGAUGAUACCUUUUCAGAAAGCCUAUCCCAUGAUCGUUGUUCUUGUUAUCCUUAUUCUUGCCGGUAACACGGCUUUUGUAAUCAAUUUGGGACUCCAAUUGGGUUUCUAUAGUGCGACCGAUUGGUUUUUCUUUCUUGUCCUCGACAUUGGCAACCAAGCCAUCGACACUAUACCCCUCGGUGUCCGCUUCAUAGACGGGUUGUUACAGGCUACAGCCGUACGCGCCGCUGGAUUCGGGACGGUCACUUUGUCCGCGCUUGCGCCUGCCGUCAAGGUCUUGUAUGUCAUCAUGAUGUAUAUCAGCGUUUACCCUAUCGCUAUGAGUGUCCGUUCGACAAACGUGUACGAGGAAAAGUCGCUGGGUAUCUACCACGAGGAAUCGGACGAUGAAGACGAGGAGGACGAGGAGGCUGAGUUUGCACGUAUCGCCGCGCAGGGAAGUAGGAUGACGGUGUGGAGUCGUUAUUUGACUAUGCAUGCGAGGAAGCAGUUGGCCUUCGACAUGUGGUGGCUAGGACUAGGGUUGUUCUUGGUCUGCAUCAUCGAGGUGGGUCUUCAACUUUGA